Gastrolobium bilobum is the source of this 789-nucleotide messenger RNA. RefSeq lists its product as uncharacterized. NCBI's taxonomy places the organism in Eukaryota, Viridiplantae, Streptophyta, Magnoliopsida, Fabales, Fabaceae. Gene Ontology annotation, molecular function: chromatin binding. The transcript is spliced from 4 exons. Bases 1 to 789 code for a protein of 262 amino acids. Gene Ontology annotation, cellular component: nucleus. Gene Ontology annotation, biological process: mitotic G2 DNA damage checkpoint signaling. The record is from RefSeq and is a predicted model, not a curated record.
AUGUCAUCCUCAACUGUCUUCAUCGCCCUCCAAUGCUGCCAAUGCUCCACCAUGCAGGUGAAGCAGAAGAAGAAGAGCGGAAACAAAUGGGGUUGCGCGGUGUGCAACCAGAAGCAAUCUAUUCGCAAAGUCUUCGCUCAGGGAUUCAUGGCCAAGGACAUCCGCAAGUUCGUCCAGAACUUCAACAUGUCCCGUAAAGCCCUUGACGACGGAGAAUGGCUCCUCGCCGGAACCCUAGAUCUGGUGUCGGAACAUGGCGAUGGCGAACGACAGUUCCCUGUCAACCCAAAAAAGAAGAGGAACGAUUGGACCGCGUACCUGGACCAAGGGGAUCAUCACACAAUCCACGGAGGAGAACAAGAGCAUAAUGGAGAUGAUUUUGAGCCAUUGGUUGUGACUGAGUUGGAGAAGGGCAUGCUCAAGAAGCGCAGAUUGGUGGAGAAUUCAACUGCAGGAAGUGACAAGCUUUUCAAAAAGCCACUUUUCCCAAAUUCUCGAGAGGAACCCAUGAAAGAUCAGCAAAGAAUUACAUCAUUGACUGAAAACAAUUCAGAGAGAAAUGAUUACGUGACACCAGAUAAUAGGAGGAGUCAGAAAUGCAAACCGACAAUCAGCAGGGCAGCCUCAAAAUGGAACGAUUACUUAACUGAGGAUAAUGACAACUUAGAAUCUGGAUGGAAGAGAGGCUUUGACUUCAAGGACCACUCAGGUCCAUGGAACAACAACAUAUUAGAAGCCUUAACUAGUGAGCAAAGGGUAGAAGAUGACAUUCACCCAGAUUUUGUGUGA